This is a messenger RNA of Drosophila gunungcola (fruit fly), 5805 nucleotides long. It is a transcript of the gene Nup188, whose product is annotated as nucleoporin Nup188. Gene Ontology annotation, biological process: RNA export from nucleus; protein import into nucleus. Lineage: Eukaryota; Metazoa; Arthropoda; Insecta; Diptera; Drosophilidae. The record is from RefSeq and is a predicted model, not a curated record. Gene Ontology annotation, molecular function: structural constituent of nuclear pore. Gene Ontology annotation, cellular component: nuclear pore inner ring.
GCUCGUUGUCCCGGCAUUUCUUGCACCAGGUGGCAGCUCAGGAGGCGCAAAUUUGCGCGUGGAACAAGAUUGUAUUUGUUAUUAAAUAAUUGUAAAUUGGAGCUGUUAAGAGAAAGACAAUACAAUGCCCGCGGUGGAGAAAUGCGUGAUCACCGAUUGGAAGCGCCUCUGGCAGAUGGUCUCCGGAAUCCACUAUGAGACGCCCCAGCAAACGGUGCGCGAGGAGCUGAUGAACGUGGCCACCGAACUGCAGACCGGCGUGCUCCAGUUCAAGCCCAAGAGCGCCUCCAACGUCCAGCUGGGCACGCUGCUCAAGGAGAAGAAACAGGAGAAGCUGCUGCCCUUCACCGAGCGACUGCAGGAUCUGCUGGAUCUGGAAUCCGCCCAGUGCUGGGAGAUCUUGUGCUACUACCUCACACAGGAGUACCGCGGCUCGGCCAGCCUCCUGACCCAACUGAUCUCCACCGAAACGAACAUGGCCAAGCUGCAUGAGGACAUCCGUCACUACUACUCCCUGGAGCGCAUGAUAGUGCUGAAGAUCGUCAAGAACCUGAUUGUGUUCCACCGGGUGCCGAAUCACCCCUACCACCAGGAGUAUCGCGCCGUGGUGGAGAAGAUAACCCUAACCCGCCUGAGGGAUUCGUACCUGCAGCAGUUUGAGAACCUGAUUAGCGAACUGCCACCUACGAAGCUAAUGGCGGGCGAGUGCUUCCACUCCACGGAGCGAUUGAUUGCCUGGUCGGAGAGGAACGCCCGCGAGACCAACGAGGUGCUGCAAAUCCUCCUUCUGCUGGCAGAGCACCUGCCCAUGGGCUUGGAGCAGAUCAAAAGGAUAUUCGCCGCCUGCAAGCAGCACUCGUUCGGAAAGAUACAGAACUACCUGGACGACAGCCAAGCCUACCACCAGGAGCUGAUCCGCAGCCUCACCUACUCGGAGCUGGUGCUCAUUCUGAAGUGCCUGGACUUUGAGAAGCCGCAGGAAAACUCCAAUUUGAUUGAAAAACUGAUAGAGGACCUGCAAGUAGACAUUGCCAGCAUGUACCAUCGGCCAGAGCACGGCCCCCUACUUCUGGUGUGGAUGCUCCUGCGCCUGCGAGGCACCAACGAUGCCGACGACGCCUCCAGUUUGCUACGGUGCCGGCAGCUGGGCAAGCGGGCCGUGGAUCUAAAGUGCUUUGUCCAACUGCACCUAGUGGCCAGGCAUGCCAUGUACGCCGAUGACUCGAUGCUCUCGCGGAUUGUGCGCAAGACCAUAUACAACCAGCUGGCGUACAUGUGCAACCUGUUUGAUGGCGAUGGCAGUUGUGCCCGAUAUGAGGGUAUUUACGAGCUGCUUUGCGAACUGGUAUCCUGGCCUCACUUAGCCAAAGAUUUCUGUAGUCGGGAAGAUGAUGGUCCGCGCUCUCUUUAUAAAACUCUGCUGGAGAACUUUCCUCUGGAAUUUACUCACCUGUCCAAGCUGGCACAAUCACUGACUAAAGGUGGACAAGGAAACUAUAUCAAAAGUCAGCUGGAAGCAUUGCCCAUAUUGGCCCUCCUUUACGAUGAGAGUCAGCACAAACUCAGGGAGGUGGACACGGAUGAGUUCGAGCUUUUAGCCAGUGUGCGUCCUUUUCCGCGGAUCGACUAUACCAUACCCGCUGGCACCAGUUGCACAGCCAUUCAACAUCCCUCUGGGUGCUACAUGCAUUUUCGCACUCAAGUGAACUUCUUCGACGCCCUGCAUCACGAGAUUAACUGUCUCAUACGAGAAACGGGCCAUUUACAUGGUGACUUUGAGUCCAGCGAGCGCAUCCGUCACGUAGAAGCUGGUUUGAGAUUCCUGGAGAGCGCCAUCCAACUAAGUCAAUCGAUUUCAGGCAUCAGUGCCGAGAUGGUGCAUCCCACAGAGAUGUGCGUCGAUCUGCUGCACAAGUUCAAGAGCGUUCAGUGUCCACCCGUUGGACUUCUGUCCAGUUGUCUUAAUGUUUGCACUGCCCUGCUGCCACUGGUUGACGAAGAGAUAUUUUCACGAAUCAGCAAUCUACACAUCCUGCCCACCGUUAGUCAGGGAGCCCAGUACGACUUUAAGAUGUAUGCCAAUGCCAGUGGAGUGGGCUACGAGUCCCGCUUCCUCGGCUCCGUCAUUGAUAAUGUGGAGAAAAAGAACGAGCGCUACGAAUUCCUGCUCUCCUACCUCGGUUUCCUGCGCACGUACACCAAGUUAAAAAAGCAUCGUCACAUUCAGGUGGAGAUUCCGGGAUUGAUUUUCCUUCUGAGGGAUGUCUUUCCACACUUGCACACCUGGCACUUUCGAUCUCAGUUGGAGAGGAACAAGAUAUACUUCGAGGUUCUGAGCUUCAUCUGCGACAUUUUGGAUUUAUUUAAUACCAGCACUGGUUCCAAGUGCGAGCAGCGUGAACUUUUGCUAAUGGUCUGCGUUUAUUCGCUCCUCAAUCUGGAUAAUGGGCUGAUCCUUCUAAGAUUUGUGGGUGUGGGCAAUGCUUACGUACAGUACACCAUGGAGUUGGAGACCAAUUGGAUGCAACAACAGCCACAUGGCUUGAUGAUGCUGGUGCGUCUUUCCAUGCGCAUUCUGAUGCAGCUGCUCAGGCUAAAGGACAAAGUAUAUGGGAACAGUGAAACUCUCUCCCCUCUAGAGGCCUUAAUAUACACCCAACCCAAACAACGAGACACUCUGCGAAUCAUUCCCACAGUCUGCAGCUACAUGAGCAACAUAUUUGAUAGGUGGCUGCCGAUCCUCUCUUGUCGCCUGCUAAAGAGAAUCGCACUCGAGUUCAACAUGUCUCUACUGGCCUGUUUGGACAUGGAGGCAGAUCAAAUCCGAUUGACCUUCAUGCAGAAGUUGCCCGAUGAGUUGGAGAGCGAUUCUAUCAAGCUGGCCAUUCUGGAGCUGGUGGACGCUUGCAUUGCCAAGCAACCGGGCGUAACCGAGGCUUUCUUCAAGGUGAACUACGCCCAAGACAAACGUUCCCGCUCCUUCUUCGGCAAGGAAUGUGUGCCCAAUAUCGGGGAGAGCAUCGUCACUUACAUGCGGGAGUUUCUGGAUGCCCUCCAAGUGGAGCCUCUGACCAUCCAGCAGGCGCUGCCCGGCAAGAUCAUGAACAUCUUCCACUCGCUCUGGAAGCACAAUCUUCAGAUGCUAGUGUACGAACUGCUGAAAGACAAACAGUUUUGGGAAAAACUCUGCGCACCGCUCUUCUCCGAACUUCAGCCGAAUGUUAGGAUCUACACGCAGCUCCUGAACAUCAUAUCCAUUGAGGUUUACACGGGCAAUGGAAGCAAUGCCGCACUGCUGGAUGUGAUGACCAAGUUCUUUGAGCCCAAACACUUUGGUCCCUGGCUUAACUACGUAUUCAACAUGCCAAAGGUUCCUGCUACAAAUGACUUAAGUUCCUCAGAUGAGCUGCCCGACUGGAUCUGCUGCCUGCAGGCUUUCAAGGAUCUGAUCGUUAUUCUACUGAAGAAGCAGCCCAAGUUCAUGACCAUACCCGAGUCUCAGUUCAAGCUGUUGGCUCAGAAGUGUCUUAAAGUUUUAGUCGAUCGCUCUCACUAUCUGGAGGACAUGCGUCCAUUUAUCAUGCUGGCUGAGCUGUAUGUGUUCCUGCUACUUCAAUUCAAACACUCUUACACAAACAGCGCGGAGGAGGAGCAGGAACUAAUGGAACUGCUAUUGCAGCUGAUGGGUCGCAUCUGCUCCUGCUAUGAGGAUCAGCAUGUGAGGGCCAAAGAGGCCUGCCUGGCCAUAGUGACCAAGUGCACACAUCUUUACACCGACUUACUAAUUCGGGACUCUUCAAUCACCCUGCGUUUUCUCAACUCCGUCGUGAGCAUUAUCUGCAGUGAGCUGCAGCACAUGGAGAACUCGGUGAGCCUGGAAAAAUCGCAAUGCCUGAAUAGUUCAGACAUUUCAGACGGCAAGGCCUCGACCAACUCGUUGAUCCUGUGCCUCAAUCUGCUCAAGGCUGUGGCCACCAUCUUCCACAACGAUGGCCCCGGAAACUGGGAUCUGCCAUUUGUUUCGGUUCGGCUGUUCCAGCGGCUUGUGCGCUGCGUCUCCAAAACGUUGCCCUUGUUCAGCAAACAAGUGCUCAGUGUCCAGCUGCUCGACGUGCUCAUCGUGUUCGCCAAGGGCCACUGCUCUGUGGAGUUUCUGCACUGCGAUGUGGGCGAGUACUUGUGGCUGAAUCUGUUGCCGCCCAGGGAACUUCUGCAGUCGAAGUAUGAGUACGCUAAGCCAUCGCCGGCGGAUUCCGAGCGCUGGACUGUGGAGCAGUGGUGGCCUGUUUACGCCAGGGGCAUCGAAUUCGUCACCAUAAUCUACGAAAAGCACAAGAAGUGCUUCCUGCAGGAGGCCUUCCAGUUCGUUGGCAUUCAUGCCGUCUACCUUGAGGAUGCCCUGCUGCUGAGCAAGCAAUCUCUGGAACCAGCUGCCAUGCAGUUAAUAAAGGCAGCUGUUGGCCUGGUGGCCAGCCUCACGGAGCACCACAAAGAGUGGAAGCAGGAUAACGAUCUGUCACUUGUCAACAUAAUGCGUGCAGUCCAGGGGUUAUUGUGCCACAGUUCAUCGUUGUUCCAUCAGCAAAGAAACUUAAAAUGCCUCCUGGCUGGUCGUCGUUCGCAGCUGGAAAUCCUGCGCAGCACCGAGGCUAUAACCAUUGAUGACGAACUCAUCGCUGCCUGCAAUGACCUCACAGAUAUAAUUAUUUACUGUGUGAAAUCCUUGCUGAGAUUCAGUCCGGAUUUGAUGGAACUACUCUGCUGCAGUGUGUAUGAGCCCUCCAAAUACGCAGCAUUGCUAGAUGUAAAGUUUGGGGCCCCCAAAUUGAACGAAGAGAAUCUUACACUCACGUUCGGAAUUAUACUCAACUUGGUUAACAUAUACGUGAAGGCCUUAAAUAUGCAAAACCACGGCUUCAGUGAGGUGCCCCUUAAUACACUGCCUAACGUGGAGCAAUCCGGGGACAACGAUGAUACAGAUAUCUGCGUGGGCAACCAGAUGAACCGCACCUUCUCCAAAUCCCUGUCGACCGUCUCGGUUUCGUCCGUCAGCUGUCCAGCCAGUGAGCUGCUCUCCAAUAUGGACGGACAGCUUUGUCUGCUGGCCCUGGAGCACCUGCUCAUGCUGGUGGCCUCGCAGGCCAUCUACAUCAUUCGCUCGCCGGAUCUGGAACCGCGCUGGAAGCAGAUUGUGCGCCGGGACAUCAGCAACGAGCUGGUGUUGUUCAAUGAGUUUGUGCGCCGCAAGGUGAUAUUGGAUUACAAGGAGAACCGGAGUCCGUGGCUGCGACGCAAGCACGGGCACUACAAGCUGAAGUUCAAGGACCCGGCCAGGAGUUCGUCCAGUUUAACACGCAGCUCGGACAUUGUGCGUCGCAGCAACACAAACACUAAUGAGCUGCGGGUUAACGUGGUUCGCAGGCUGCAUCUCCAGCAACAGCAACGUACUCCACAGCCGCAUAACUUUGACAUGACCAGCGAUCUGAGUCCCAUUCCGGUGAUGCAAGGAGCUGCCAUGUCGUCGACUUUGGAUUCCAGAGACAGUCGGAAGCGUUUGUAUCCCAUUCAGCAGGCGGGCGAGGCCUUUUUGGAGGAGGAAUUGGCCGCCAUCGACCUGCAGUUCUUCCCCCCGCCCUCGGAGCACGGUUAUUGUGAAUUGUCGCAGGUUCAGUUGGUGGAAGAGGACUACCUUCAGCUGAUGUCGGCCCUCUUCAAUGUGAUGCCCCAUUGCGACUGAGUUGUUUACCCUCUUGAUUGUUAAAGUGGCCGGUGAAUUAUUGAAUAAAGUUUGUACACUCGUAAUAA